Molecule: messenger RNA, 849 nt
Organism: Penicillium concentricum
Lineage: Eukaryota; Fungi; Ascomycota; Eurotiomycetes; Eurotiales; Aspergillaceae
Exons: 4
Coding region: 1-849 (282 amino acids)
Source: RefSeq, a predicted model, not a curated record
AUGGAGCAAAUCGUUGACUCUCGAAAGAACAAACCUCUCAGACAUUGUGCCAAGCGCAAAAAGGAAAAGAUGUCUACAAUCGCCAUUACCAACCUUGACCCGAUUGAAAUUCCGCAUCACUUUAACCUCACUCACUGUCCACCCACCGAGUUCGAACUUUCUCCCAGAAAGACGGAAAAGGUCUCUCUUCCUCCUCAUCUAGGUUCUAUCCUCGCAGACUAUGAUAUGGCAACUGGCAGCUCACCUAAAAGCGAGGCGUUGAUAAGAUCUCGAAUUAAUGUGAUCAUCUUGACAACUAUGGCGAAGAUGAAGCGCGAGUUUGUUGCACAGCUCCAUACCUCCACUGUGUCAGCCUCAUCUACUGUCUCCUCCGCAUUACUCAAGUCUAUUCACCUGAAAUUCGAACGCCAGAUAAAAUUCGAUUGGAAAAGCGAUAACCGACUGGUGAAGCUUUCCGGCAUCGUUGACUACUCGCUUUCGUAUGGCCUACCUAAUAAAUAUGGGACUAAUGUGGCUAUUAUUGAAGCGGAAAGACCGCAUUUUCUUAAACGCGGUAUGUUGCAUUGUCUCGCGUAUAUGGCGAUGAUCCACGAAAAAAGAAAGCAAUCCAAAGUUAGAGACAAGUCUGUGUACGGAAUCGCAACGGACAGUUAUGAGUGGGUGUUUAUCCGGAUUCGCCCAAAUGGGGAGUGGAUUGAAAAGACUUACCACUGGGUCCACAGUGCUCAAGAUAUUGUUUCGAUGCUGGUGAAAAUUUUCGCUCAUGCUGCGGGAUACAAUCCCCAGACCAUGUACAAAAGGGAGUACCCAGCUUCGUCGGAGCAGCCGGCUACCAGGACGCCAAAAUAA